AGAGCGCCCUUCACGCAACACCUUUUCAUCUUACGGGAGUCUAUAUGCGCGGAUUAGGCUAAUAGUAGGCUUACUAUUCAUCUAAAAGUAGUGACUUAGAGAUGACAGACUUCCCCAAACAUAGCCUACAACUAGUCAGGAAAAGAUUGAGUGUUGUGUUGAGUGUUGUGAUAAACGGUGAUGAAUAAUGACAGCUUUGGCCAAAUAUUAAAGAGGCUUGUGCGCUUCCUACUGAAAUGUGCUGAAUAGGCCUACGGAGAAGGGGACGCGCGAUGCGUUAACGUAACAGGUGGCACAUCAUGGUUACAGUGGGGGUUUUUUUAGCAUUUGUGUCAGUGUCAGUUUUAUAGGAACGAGUUAGCAGCUAGCUACAUGUAGCAGUGGAGGAAUGCGCUCAGGUCGUCCCAAAGGAGAAACAGCAUCGAGAAAGACUUGAAAAGGAAGCUGCUAUUCAUGAACUUUCCACGUGAGCAAAGUGACUUUUUAACUACCAAAACGGCUCGAGUGAAGACAAGUGUCGAUUAAUGGACAGCAGGAUGUUUUCUGGUCAGGGUGGUUUGAAUUACAGCUUCAACAUGAGCGAUGACCGGGAGUUGGUGGACGCGCCGGCGGGCACGGGGAGGCUCUCCCCGACGGGAUUCGUAGUGCUGUCCGUGGUGCUGGGCUUCAUCAUGACUUUUGGCUUCCUAAACAACUUCAUUGUGCUGCUUUUGUUUUGCAAAUUCAAGAAGCUGCGAACAUCGGUGAACAUGCUGUUGCUGAACAUCAGUGUCAGUGACAUGCUGGUGUGCUUGUUCGGCACCACUCUCAGUUUCGCCUCCAGUAUUCGGGGGAAGUGGCUGCUGGGACGCAGCGGCUGCUGCUGGUACGGCUUCAUCAACUCCUGCUUUGGUAUUGUAUCGCUGAUCUCUCUGGUGAUCCUCUCCUAUGACCGCUACAGCACUCUGACUGAAUACAACAAGCGUGGGCCAGGCUAUCGCAAGGUUCUGCUGGCUGUCGGUGGCUCUUGGCUGUACUCCUUUUUCUGGACAGUGCCCCCUCUGCUGGGCUGGAGCAGCUAUGACACCGAGGGGGCAGGAACCAGCUGCUCUGUGUCCUGGAAAGUUCAGACGGCCCAGUCGCACGCUUACAUCAUCUGCCUCUUUAUUUUCUGCCUGGCUCUACCCAUCCUGGUGAUGAUCUACUGCUAUAGCAGGCUGUUAUGGGCAGUCAAACAGGUGGGUAAGAUCAGGAAGACUGCCUCUCGGAGGAGAGAGUACCACAUACUGUUUAUGGUUUUGACCACGGCAGCCUGCUACAUGUUGUGCUGGAUGCCUUAUGGAGUCGUGGCCCUGAUGGCAACAUUCGGCCCUCCCAACAUCAUUACUCCUGUGGCCAGCGUGGUGCCCUCACUACUGGCCAAGAGCAGCACUGUCAUCAACCCUCUCAUCUAUAUAUUCAUGAACAAACAGUUCUACAGGUGUUUACUGAUUCUGUUCCAAUGUGAUCACUGGUCAGCAGAGAACAGCAACAUCUCGAUGCCCUCCAAGACCACAGUGAUCCAGCUGAAGCGCAGAGUCUACAGCAACACGGUGGCCUGCACCGCCCACAUCUCCACUGAUGCCCUCAACCAGUGUGGCAGCACCUCGGCCACCAAGCACACAAACCCCCCGGAGUUCACAACCUGAGCCUGAAUAUUCCUUAACAAUGAGGCAUUAACUCAGCUCGACAGCCACACUUACGUGAACUGAAUCAUGAUGCAUUUAGAAAGUAAAUGUACUUUAUGUGUGAGCUUGUGUUUGUCCUAGAGUUAGUGACUACUUUGUUAUGUACUAGACACAAAAGUACUAAAUGUCUGGAGACACUAUAUGGUCAAAGUUAUGCAGACACCUGACUAUUAAACCUACAGUAUUGUUUGUGAUUGUUGAACAUCUCAUUCCUAAACCAAGAACACGGUAUGCUGCUAUAACAGCCUCCAGUUUUCCGAGAAAGCUUUCCACAAGAUUUUGCACCAAUUUAGCCACAAUGUAAAGGUCAGGCACUGAUGUUGGGUGAUACAGCCUGGCUCGUAGUCAAAGAAAAGGUGUUUGAAGGGUUUAGGUCAUUUCUUUAUGGUUCUUGCUUUGUGCACAGUGGAAUUGUAAUGUUGAAACAGUUAAUGUUGUUAAUGUUAUGUGUAAUGGGAGUUCCCUUAAUUGGAACUAAAGACAAAAACAA
Molecule: messenger RNA, 2196 nt
Organism: Sander lucioperca (pikeperch)
Lineage: Eukaryota; Metazoa; Chordata; Actinopteri; Perciformes; Percidae
Gene: tmtops2b
Product: teleost multiple tissue opsin 2b
Exons: 4
Coding region: 525-1667 (380 amino acids)
Biological process (GO): visual perception; G protein-coupled receptor signaling pathway
Cellular component (GO): membrane; photoreceptor outer segment
Molecular function (GO): G protein-coupled receptor activity
Source: RefSeq, a predicted model, not a curated record